Messenger RNA from Postia placenta MAD-698-R-SB12, 159 nucleotides. RefSeq lists its product as hypothetical. The transcript has a single exon. The record is from RefSeq and is a predicted model, not a curated record. Lineage: Eukaryota; Fungi; Basidiomycota; Agaricomycetes; Polyporales; Adustoporiaceae. Bases 1 to 159 code for a protein of 52 amino acids.
AUGUCCUGUUCUAUAGAUCAGCUUCUGGUCGGUUUAGACAUACUGCUAUUCUCAUCUAUCGACUUUCGCAUCAGUCAGUACGAGCAGACCGACAAACGAGGCUCGCGUCGAGCUGGUCACGGCUCGUAUUUCGCCAAUUUCGUGUGCACUGCAAAUUAG